This is a messenger RNA of Spodoptera frugiperda (fall armyworm), 1025 nucleotides long. It is a transcript of the gene eIF2Balpha, whose product is annotated as translation initiation factor eIF-2B subunit alpha. Bases 74 to 985 code for a protein of 303 amino acids. The transcript has 7 exons. Gene Ontology annotation, molecular function: guanyl-nucleotide exchange factor activity; translation initiation factor activity. The record is from RefSeq and is a predicted model, not a curated record. NCBI's taxonomy places the organism in Eukaryota, Metazoa, Arthropoda, Insecta, Lepidoptera, Noctuidae. Gene Ontology annotation, cellular component: eukaryotic translation initiation factor 2B complex. Gene Ontology annotation, biological process: translational initiation.
GUGUGAUGUAUGAUACGUAAACAAAUUUAAAUUAUUUUGCCUAUUCUAUCAAUUAAACAAUUCAAUUACCAAAAUGAAGAAAGAAGAAGUUCAAGAAAUCUUUCUAAAAAUAUUGAAGGAGGAAGAGGAUGUAUCAGCAGGAGUUGCUGCCAUUAGGACGUUAUUAUCUGUUAUAGAAAACUACAAAGUGGCAACAGUUAGAGAGCUGGAUCUGAACCUGCAGUUGGCUGUAGAUGCCAUGAAACAUUGUGACCAGCCCGUCACCGCCAUCUCCUCGGGAUGUGAGCUGUUCAUGAGGUUUAUUACUUUUGCCAAGCUUGAUGUUAAGUCCUUUGAAGAGUGUGAACAAAUUAUGCUGCAAAGAGGUCACAUAUUUUUGAACACCUUACUGGAGGCUAGAGGGAAGGUAGCCAACAUAGCAGCACAUGCCAUAAAUGAUGGAUAUAGAAUUUUGACACACUCCCGAUCAAGAGUGGUCCUACAAGCCAUGAUAGAAGCAGCUAAAGCAAAUAAAAGGUUUAAAGUAUUUGUUACAAUGUCCGGCCCUGACAAUAGCGGACUAGUAAUGCAGAAACAAUUAGAAGAAGCCGGUAUAGAUGUGACCCUCAUCCUGGACGCAGCAGUCGGCUAUAUCAUGGAACAGGUGGACCUGGUGCUGCUGGGCGCUGAGGGCGUCACAGAGAAUGGAGGAAUUAUUAAUAAGAUCGGAACCUACUCAUUAGGAAUAGCCGCUUACGAACUGAAGAAGCCAGUGUUUGUGUUGACGGAGAGCUUCAAAUUCUCUAGAAUAUAUCCUUUGAACGAGAUGGACUUACCAAAUGAGUUCAAGUACCUGUCAAGUGUCAUAAAGUCCGGUAAAGACCUGUCGAAGGAACACCCUCUAGUUGACUAUACGCCCCCUGUAUAUAUCACGCUGCUGUUCACCGAUUUAGGAAUAUUAUCACCAUCGGCGGUUAGUGACGAACUAAUGAAACUGUAUUUGUAAAUAUUUAUGUGUACAAUAAACUUUAUUUAUAAGUAUUCAA